UUGAGUCACAGAAUGCCAGAAAUGGCAGGCCGAGACCUCUCGAGGUUGUAGUGCCAAGGAAGAAGAAGAUGAAGAAUAUUACUUAUUCACUUUCUUAUGAAACGCUGCAACUGCAUCGUAGUCUGGCUUGCUGCAAUAAUCCGCGAUACUACGCAUCCUCUAUCUAUGUGGUCCACGGCCUAAGAAGACUUUACGAUCUGCGCCGCCUGGUAUUAUUCACAUGAUAUGACAUAGUCUUUUGAUGCAAGAUCGUCAGAUCACAGUACAGCUCCUAUAGCUCGUCGUAUUGGAUCCUCCAUUAUCCUUCCACACAUAUAAUAACACAAGUUAAAAGGACAGGAACCCUUCUGAAUUCUCGUAGGUGUAUGUGAGUACUAGGACUAUAAUUGUUUUAUACAGUCUCAGCUUUAUCUGUCCAAUAGGUUUUUUCAGUGAAGAUGAAGAAGGCUGUUUGCAGCCUGGUUUGCAGCCAGUACUCUUGCGCGUAGCUCAACAUCAAUGUUGUUGUCGGUGCUGACUUUUGACCCUUAAUAGGUGAAGUUGUAGACGACUAUAUCAUUCGCGUAUUCCAGGAGCUGAAUUGACUUACAAGAGAAGGUUAUAAAAGUUACCACCUGCGAGACACGGAUGACUCAACAUGCCUGGUAAACUUGACCGAGAUUCCAAAGAGCUUAUUGCGUUUUAUAGUUUUACCCUGGUUUUACUGUCAUUUGCAGCUUUGAUAUCAAUCAAGAUAUAGUAGGAGUGGAGCUGCUGCUCCGUCAUCUUCUCCAAGAUUUGUGCAUGGUAGAGAUUUGACCAGAGAUUGAUUUUUCGUUUGAAAUUUUCUCUUAAAGUUUUCAAGUUUUAGAGUUUUUUUAAUUUCUUCUAAGAGUUUUCAGCUUUCUCUUUAACGAAUGGGACAAGUCUGUUUUGCAAUAUCAGCGAGAAUAUCUUAUAGACGGUAUUAAAGGCAUCAAUUCACUCUUUCAUAUCUCAGUAAUAAUUUGACGAAUCUCGGUUUGUGAGCUAGACCACAAUUUGUAAUAAUUUUGAUCAUAUGCAAUGUUAUACGUCCAUAUAUUGGUUUACUAGACUUACCUAAAUCAUGUCGAUCAGUCUUUCAGCCGGUCAGUCAGAAUAGAUUUUUUUUAUUUAUAAAUUUAUUUUGAGUAUGACGGCUCGACGCCGUGUAGUCAAUAUCGCGUAUGUUGAAGAAUUACAAUUUCACCAAAAAAAAAAAAACAAAAAACGACCCUUAACAAGUCAUUUCUUCCUUAUCCCGGGCAUACUCGGCCUUGGAUGUGUGACGAAUGCAGCGUGGUUGUCCAGGUUUAUCGUGGUGGUUGUAUUGAAGUGGUAUUAGAUGUCCGAUAUUUUGGUCUGGUUCUAUGGAUCUGUGGGUGUGAUGGUGGUGGUGGUGUGCAUGAAACAUACAACAUCCUUCCGAGUUUGGAAGAGGUGCUGAAUCGAACCAACCCCUCAGGUCGUUGGCGACAGCGGUCGCGCUCUCGUUCACGUCAAGCGAACCGUGCUACUACUCCGGCUGCUAGUGGGCUGUGUUACUACCACGUACGGUAUGGCCAGGAAGCGCAAAAUUGCCGAGCACCAUGCUCUUUCAACAGCCGACAGCAACGCACCAACACGCCAUCUACAUCAGCAUGCCUAUCGAACGGAGACGUCGAGCAGGAAGUCUUUUCGAUUUCAGCGCCUAACUAUCGCCUAGUAGUAAUAGACCGCAAGACUAACCAGCAGUUUCUCAUCGAUACCGGUGCCGACGUUUCUGUGAUUCCCAAACAGCACAGCACCAUACCAAGUAAACCAUCUACCAUGCAGUUGUUCGCUGCAAACAGUACACCAAUUCGCGUUUAUGGAGAAGCUCUCUACAGCUUGGAUCUUGGACUCAGGCGAUCCUUCCUAUGGAACUUUGUAAUUGCGGAUGUAGGGAUAGCCAUCAUCGGAGCUGAUUUUCUCCAGCAUUUUCAGCUUCUAGUUGACCUUUGUAACAAAUACCUCGUCAACGCUCUGACAAAACUAUGUUCACCUGGUGUUCCAGACCAAAAUCCUUGGGAACCAUCCGUCAAAGUGUGUGAUUCCACGCCACCAAUCGCCGUCUUGUUGCGGGAGUUCCCCCGAUUGACAACACUUACCGCACCGGUAACACAUCUGCAGUUAGAGAUUACACACCGCAUCGAGACCACCGGACCUCCGAUUUUUGCACGACCUCGUCGUCUGUCCUCGGAAAAGUACACAGCUGCUCGCGCGGAAUUCGAGUCUCUCGUUCAACAAGGCGUGUGUCGCCCUUCCAACAGCAGCUGGGCUAGUCCUCUGCAUAUGACGAAGAAAGCGAACGGUACCUGGCGACCUUGUGGCAACUACCGUGCUUUGAAUGCGAAAACAGUCCCGGACCGUUAUCCGCUACCUUUUCUGCAGGACUUUACACUGCAUUUACAGGGAAAGACCAUAUUUUCUAAUGUUGACCUGCAUAAAGCAUACCACCAGAUUCCGAUACAUCCGGACGAUAUCCCUAAGACGGCCAUCACAACGCCCUUCGGUUUUUUCGCAUUGACUACGAUGCCCUUUGGAUUGAGAAAUGCCGAAACGUUCCAACGUCUUAUCUAUAACGUCCUCCGCGGUCCUCAUCGUCGGAAGCUAAACAUCGCGAACAUCUACGACAGCUCUUCGAACUACUGGAACAACACCAUUUGGCCAUAAACCCAGCAAAGUGCGAGUUUUACCAGACAAAGAUCACCUUUUUGGGCCACCUGGUGAACUCGGACGGGAUACGUCCACUCCCCGAACGCGUUAGAGCUAUCAGCGAGUUGAGUAGACCAACGAGCGUGAUGGAGCUGAAGAAGUUCCUCGUCAUGGUGAACUAUUAUCGUCGCUUCCUGCCAAACGCUGUGAAGGCGCAGGGCAUCCUGCUCGAGAUGACGCCAGGAAAUAAAAAGAAGGAUAAGACGCCGCUCACCUGGACAUUCGAAGCUUCCGAUGCGUUGGACCGAUGCAAAGAACAGCUCUAAAACGCCGCGCUACUGGCACACCCAGUGUCGAACGCUGAACUCUCGCUAUGGACUGAUGCUUCCGUUCUUCACCAGCUAGUUGACGGCGAACGACAACCUUUGGGAUUUUUCUCAAAGAAGUUUGAGAAGGCGCAGUGCAAAUACUCGACGUAUGACCGGGAACUAACGGCGAUAUAUCUGGCCAUAAAACAUUUCCGACACCAGGUGGAAGGUUGUUAGUUCUGAGUAUAUACCGAUCACAAACUGCUGACGUACGCCUUUAAACAAAAAAGCAACGAUACCUCACCCCGUCGAACAAGACAGCUGGACUUUAUCGGCCAAUUUACGACAGAUAUCCGCCACGUCACCGGACAGGAAAACGUUACAGCCGACCAGCUAUCCUGUGAGGAGACGGUGCACGCGACUCCUGUUACAGAUUUCGAGCGUCUAGACGAAGAGCAAGCCCGCGAUCCCGAACUUACCGACAUUUUGAGUGGCAAGAUAAGGACGGACCUGUUUCUUAAAAAAGUCUCCUAUUCUUGGAAGCUCGCAAUCUCUAUAUGCUAACUGUCCUUGUGGUAUCAUCCGACCGUAUAUAACAAAGUCGUUUCGAGAGCAAAUUCUGCAGGUGGUACAAGACUUGAGCCACCCGGGACCGCGACCCUUAGCGAGGCUAAUGACCGAACGCUUCGUGUGGCUGGGCAUCAAGAGAGACGCGCAAAGUUUUGCGAAGAACUGUGUGGCAUGCCAACGCGCCAAAACAGGGCCCGUUGAUGCCCUUCCCGACGACCGCGGCAAGAUUUGCACAUAUCAAUGUCGACUUCAUCGGUCCCUUCCCGGUCAGCAACGGUAACCGCUACUGUUUGACCGUCAUUGACCGUUUCACUCGUUGGCCAGAAGCAGUACCGAUUCCGGCCAUCACUCAACUUCAAUUGGAUCGCACGAUUUGGGGUCCCGACCCACGUUACUACCAAUUAGGGGAGACAAUUCGAAACGUCCUUAUUCAAUGAGCUGACUCGAGCAUUGGGAACGAAACACAUUCGUACAACGGCCUAUCACCCACAGGCUAACGGGAUGAUCGAGCGAUGGCAUCGAACUAUAAAAGCGGCAAUAUGCUGCAAAGGCGCCUCCCGAUGGAGCGAACAUCUCGAGUUGAUUUUACUUGGAUUGCGUACCACAUUCAAGAACGAUAUCAACGCGUCUCCAGCCGCACUCGUGUAUGGUACGACACUCACGAUUCCCGCUGAGUUCUUCGUCGAGAAGUCUCCAAUAUCCUUGGCCAACCAGUCCGACUUCGCCGAAACGCUGCGCGAAGUGAUGAGCAGUAUACGACCGUCGAAAACCGCAUGGCAUACGAACCGAUCCACGUUUGCCCACUCCGACCUUAAUAUGUGUACACACGUCUUCGCACGCAACGACACCGUCCCGCACUAACAACAUCAUAUCACGGACCAUAUCAAGUUCUCACAAAAAAUCCCAAGUCGUUUCAGAUAUUGCUGCAUGGACUUCCCUCUACGGUUUCCGGGUAUCGCCUGACGGCUGAGGAACCACAUUCGCCAGACAACCAGCUACAGAUGAACCAUGAACACGUUACUCCGGCGUCUCGGCCGCCGCCAGACGAACAACGACAGACGAACCUGGACCACGACGCUCCAACGCGCCAAUUGUCGUCACCCGAACAGCAGCGUACCGGCCCGACGCACUCCCUUCCAACGCCACGUACAUCGUCGCUACAACAGACUGGGCCACCAACAACUAUCUUACGACGUGAAGAUACGAAGAUAUCGACCGGUGUCACAAGAUCAAUUCGGAAAGUGAUCAUUCUUCUACGUUACCAAUGACACCGCUCUAAGAGGGGAGUACUGUAGCGACCGUGUCCAGACCCGAUUCUACAAUAGACAACCGGAA
Molecule: messenger RNA, 4889 nt
Organism: Anopheles stephensi (Asian malaria mosquito)
Lineage: Eukaryota; Metazoa; Arthropoda; Insecta; Diptera; Culicidae
Exons: 2
Coding region: 1282-2694 (470 amino acids)
Biological process (GO): proteolysis
Molecular function (GO): aspartic-type endopeptidase activity
Source: RefSeq, a predicted model, not a curated record